This is a messenger RNA of Aureobasidium pullulans EXF-150, 2043 nucleotides long. RefSeq names its product UEV-domain-containing protein. Gene Ontology annotation, molecular function: ubiquitin binding. The record is from RefSeq and is a predicted model, not a curated record. Bases 69 to 1742 code for a protein of 557 amino acids. The transcript is spliced from 2 exons. Gene Ontology annotation, cellular component: ESCRT I complex. NCBI's taxonomy places the organism in Eukaryota, Fungi, Ascomycota, Dothideomycetes, Dothideales, Saccotheciaceae. Gene Ontology annotation, biological process: protein modification process; endosome to lysosome transport; protein transport.
CAACGACUUGCUGCAAUUACGGAGCUGUCAAGUCGCCGAGGGAAACCCUCCAUUCGCAAGUGAAGGAUAUGGCAGGAUCGCCUGAUCAGCUGCUGCAAUGGCUGUAUAGCGUUCUCCUGAAUGAAUACCAUGAUGCACAACGCGCCUAUAGUGAUAGUGUCGCCGCCCUAUCAGCUUAUCCCUCCUUGUCGCCACGAACUGAUGUCUAUACGUAUAAUACCGGCCAGCCAGCGCUGUUAUUACGACUGUCAGGCACACUCCCUGUCAACUUUCGCGGCACAGUCUACAGAUUCCCCGUGACGAUAUGGCUACCGCAUGCCUAUCCUGCAGACCCUGAGGGUAUCAUGGUGUUUGUGAUACCAGGUGAUGGCAUGGCCAUUCGACCGGGCCAGCACGUCAGUGUUGACGGACGAGUCUACCAUCCCUAUCUACGCGACUGGUCUGUCAAUCAGCGCCCGAAUAUCAUCGACUUCCUUCGUCUCCUUCAAGAUGUCUUUGCCCGAGAACCUCCGGUCGUUGCAAGGCCACCUCAACAACCACAGCAUGGUCAGCCUCGGUCUCCAAUGCAGCGCCCACCACCUCCACCGAAAGAGCAGCCUCGACCUAUACAAUCUCAGCCUGUAGAAAUGCCUGCUGGGAACCCACCUCCAAGACCUCCGAAGCCUGGUGAGCAGAAUCACUCUGCUUCGCCUGCCCAAUAUCGUAACGAUGGACCUCCUCUGCCCCCUUUGCCUCACGAACGAGGUCAACAGUCUCCGCAGUUGCGACAGGGCAAUGGUUAUGAGACACCACAAGCUCAGCGAUACUCCAAGGCCCCUCCGCUGCCGCAUCAGCUGCAGCAAGAAUACAGGCAGAGUCCAGUCUCACCUCUGACUCCAAAUACACACACACCUACCCAGAGAUACGCGCAGCCGCCGCCAUUGCCUCCGCCGCAGCAGCAUCAGCAACAACAAAUACCCAUGCGUCCUGCCCAGCAGCAAUAUCCUCAGCAAUAUCAACAACAUCCACAACAACAACACUACCAGCAGGCGCCCCUGAACAUGCAUCCUCAACAACAAUACCCACCACAACAUGCACCUCAACAUGCACCUUACCAACAGCCACCGCCCCAAAAACCUGCGCCAGCCCAAGACCUCCUUAGUGACCCCUUCGACGUCAGCAUAUCAACAACAACCUCUCACUCCGCCCCUCCUAUCCCUCCAAACCCGGAAAAAGAACACCUCCUCCACCUCCUCUCCCAAUCUCUCGUCUCCCAAAUCCAUCAGAAAGUAAAUCAAACCACUUCUGCUCUGGCACCUCUACACGCUCAAUCCAUCGCCCUCCAAGAAGCGCAUUCGCGACUCAACUCUGAAUUGUCACAACUCACAGCUUUGGACAACACCCUCGCCAGCAACGAACAUAUCCUCCAUCAAGCACUUUCAUCUUGCGACCGCGUCAUCGCCGAAUCAAAAAGCACACCACAACCACCCAUCGAUGAUGUGCUUGUCGCUCCCACCGUUGCCGCAACUCAACUUUGGAAUCUCCAAGCCGACGAAGCUGCCAUCAGAGAAGCAUUGUGGUGUUUACAGCGCGCUGUGGGAGCUGGAAGGGUGAGUUCAGAGACAUUCAUUAAAAUGACGAGGGGUUUGGCUAGAGAGUUGUUCUUGAAGAUGGCGUUGAGUAGGAAAUUGGCGAGGGGGUUGGGGUUGGAUGUUGGAGAGAGUAGGGCUGGGAUGGGUGGGGAGGAUGGGUAUGGGUACUAGUGAUGAUGCAGGAAAUGGGAGAGAUGGCUUGAGAUAGCUUACGACCUGUUGAAGGAAUAUAUCUCCUUUUUCUUCCUUUAGUAUCUUCAAGACUUGUGUCACUUCGACUUUCCUGAUCACGGCGACACGCUGUUGUGCAACUGUCAAGAUGCAAGAUUGUUUUCAGCGACAGUCCGUCGUCCAGUGAGAGCAAUACUCGACAUCAUCUCCUUGGGCCCAGUGGCAGUUUCGAAACCCAUCAUGCAUUGUGACAGCUGUUUGAACGACUAUCCGCUCAAGUCGUCACUGCCACUUUUCCGCC